Molecule: messenger RNA, 1471 nt
Organism: Hippocampus zosterae (dwarf seahorse)
Lineage: Eukaryota; Metazoa; Chordata; Actinopteri; Syngnathiformes; Syngnathidae
Product: sulfotransferase 6B1-like
Exons: 8
Coding region: 149-1051 (300 amino acids)
Biological process (GO): sulfation
Cellular component (GO): cytoplasm
Molecular function (GO): sulfotransferase activity
Source: RefSeq, a predicted model, not a curated record
GCGGUCCCUGCGAUAUUAAAGAAGAAAAAAACACUCGCUCACAAUUAGGCGGGCACACACACACACGCACACACACAAGCCCCGCGGUCAGUCAGAGAGUCGUCAGUCAGUCUUUGUGCUUUCGGAGCGUUUCCAUUGCGUCGAGGAGAUGUCGGCGAACUUGCCGGCUCGGCUGGCGUCCAGGCUGCGGCGGGCCCGCGACCUGAGGGACGAGGAGAAGCUGUACCGGCACCGGGGUGUCCUCUACCCGCUCCUCAUGUGCCCGCCGGAGCACCUGAGCGCCCUGGAGGGCGUGACGGCCAGGGAGGACGACGUCUUGCUGGUGGCUUAUCCCAAGUGCGGUUUCAAUUGGAUGGUGGGCGUGCUGAAGCAGAUCCUGACGCAGGCCACGGGAAGGACAAUCGACAUCAUCAUGCCGCCGCUCAUCGAGUUCUUCGGACCGGACGUCGCUCAGGUGAUGGACCAAAUGGCAUCUCCCAGAUUGUUGGGCACCCACAUGCACCCCGACAACAUCCCCGCCUCCUUCUACGCCAACAAGAGCAAAAUUCUGGUCAUCUUCCGGAACCCCAAAGACACGCUGGUGUCCUUCUACCACUUCUGCAACAGCAACCCCGUGCUCCCCUCCUCAACCUCCUGGGAUUCCUUCUAUGGCAACUUCCUCUCUGGAGAGGUUCCCUGGGGCUCGUACUUUGACCACGCCUUGGCCUGGGAGCAAAAGAUGGCCGACCCCAACGUGAUGAUCGUCACCUACGAGCAACUCAAGCAAGACCUGGCCGAGAGCGUCCGUCACAUUUCGUCCUUUUUGGACGUGGAGAUGAGCGACGCUCAAGUGCAGCUGGUGUCCGACGGAAGCACCUUCGCCGCCAUGAAGGGGAUCUCGCAGAUGUCGCACGGCCCCAUGGGAAAUAUCUUCUUCAGGAAAGGCGAGAUCGGCGACUGGAGGAACCAUUUCAGCGAGGAGCAGAGCCGCAAGAUGGACCGGGCGUUCAGCAAACAUCUGGCCGGAACCCGAUUGGGCCGCUUGCUCGACUACGAACUCCACUGCAAGUAGUCGGACGCCGCGGCAGCAGUCGACAACUUUUCCGAGGGCCUCGCGCCAACUUGGCCCGAGGCGAGCUCAUAUUUCGAAAAGAUGAGCGGCCAAGCUUGAAAAUCGAUUUAACUCUAAAGAGAAUCGAGAUGAAAUUCAGUUGGAGAAUCCAUUUUAUCGGCUACCUACAAUGAGAAAUCCGUUUUCCUCCGCCUAGCGGUGGUGGCUGCCGGGUCAAUAGAGGGCGCUAGCGCAGCAUCCGACCGCUUCGGCUAAGUCUGAAUCUGUAACCAAAUCCAAUUUCUAAGGAAAUCUUUGACCCAGCUCAACCAGUUAAUUGUCACGUUGACCUCUGUUGUGUCAUUUUACGACGCCAUUAACCUCCCGCCAUGUAAACAAAUUUGAGCACGGCGGGGGGCGCUCCAUUCCAUGUGACACCUG